AUGGUGGUGCCGGCCUUUCAGUACUCCUUCACCCCGAGCGAGGCGGGGGCCUUGCGGGGUGGGGGUGGUGGUGGUGGUGGUGGUGGUGUGGCGGCAGCAGCAGGGACGACGAUGCUGACGCUGAACCCGCCUCUUUCCUUUCCCUCCGCCUCCGCCUCCUCCCUCUCCCCUCCUCCUCCUCUAAUGGUGUGGUGGUGGAGUAGCAUGGCUUCUUUAUGCAGGAAAGUCAAGGAGCUCGCCCCAGGCUGCCCACCCGCGCACAGCCACGACGGGAGCGAGGCGAUGGAGAGGGCGAGCAACAGCAGCCGCAGCAGUGCCCACGCCAGGACGAACCCAUCUCUCUCUUCUCUCCUCUCAGAGGCGGAGAAGUCCCCGGCGGGCGAUGGCAGCAGCCUCACCGGCGCCCACCCACGCCCACAGAACGAUCACACCGCCGGCCAAGAGAGCAGCCUCAGCACAACAACAGCAGCAAUCCCGUUGAAGACCUUUGCCGCCGCUGCUGCCGCCGCCCCACGUCUGAGGACAGCCUCGGCAGCUCCCCGGCGACCCUCCUUCUCUCUCCCCUCCGCCUCCUCUGCAUCGCUAAUGAACUCACAGCACUAUUUCCCUCUCCCUCCCCAGCAGCAGCAGCAGCAGCAGCAACUUGUUUUGUGCCGAUGCUGA
Molecule: messenger RNA, 663 nt
Organism: Bactrocera neohumeralis
Lineage: Eukaryota; Metazoa; Arthropoda; Insecta; Diptera; Tephritidae
Exons: 2
Coding region: 1-663 (220 amino acids)
Source: RefSeq, a predicted model, not a curated record